CCACCCAGCUUCAUCCUACGGCGAACAGCUCCCCACUCCUUCUGAUAGCGAGCAUGUCGAGACAAUCUUUUCCCUUUCCUCCCAAUUCUACCCCUACCUUCACCAAUCCCCUCCUCCGAGAACGAGGAUGUUUUCGUCACUCGCCCGUUAAAAUCCUCCGUCCGUUCCCGGACCAACGGCGGUGUGUCGUCUUUUUCUCUCCCGAAAAUUACAAUUAUUCCCCUCCCACCGCGUUCUUCCGUCAAACCCCAGCCCCAAACCAACGGCGGUGAUGGCCCCCGAUCCGGUGGACCCCUACCCCUUCGCUGACGCCAGCAAACACCCCCGCGCGAACGUCGGCGCACGCGCUUCCCCGGCGACCCGCACAUGCUCCUCACGCACCCCCUCUCCAGCCGGCGCCUCGCCGCUCCCCCCCCCACCACCCUACCAUCUUUUACUUCCCCCGUCCUUUCCCCACCGUCAAACCGAGACGAAGCGAGAGAGCGAGAAAGAGGGAGCCGAUUUGGACCUCAGAUCUAGAGAUUUCUUCUCUGUCCGGUGAGACUUGACGGCCGAUGGACGGGAGGGAGACGGCUCCGUCACGGCCGCCGAACCCGGCGCUUCCCUACCGCGAGGACUGCUGGAGCGAGGGUGAGACCUCGGCGCUGGUUGAGGCCUGGGGCGACCGCUACCUCGAGCUCAACCGGGGUAACCUUCGUCAGAAGCAUUGGCAGGAGGUAGCUGAUGCCGUCAACUCCCGCCGCGGCGCGUCCGCCAGCCGCCGGCCCCCCCGCACCGACGUUCAGUGCAAGAACCGGAUCGAUACCCUAAAGAAGAAGUAUAAGAUCGAGAAGGCCCGAAUCACCACCUCCGAUGGCCCGGCGGCGAGCCAGUGGGCCUUCUACGACCGUCUCGACGCCCUCAUCGGAUCCUCCGCCCCGGCCAAGAAGCCCUCGCCGCCGCUUGCUCUCCCACUUUCCUACCACCGCAAGGGCUCUCCCCUGCCGGCCGCUACGGCGGCGGCGGCGGCGGCUGCUGCGGCCGCCGCAGCCCGCCCCUCGGAGAAGCGCCCGGUGGCUGCGAUCGCUGUCGAUAACUCGUCGUUCUUCCGGAGGGCGGCCGCCGCUGCAGCGGCGGAGGCUGUGGAGGAUGACGAGGAGGACGACCCGGGAUCGUCGGCGAGGUCGUCAUCGAGGUCCGGAAGGGGGUCGAGGGGAGCGAAGGAAGGGGAGGGGGAUGGGAUCCGGCAGCUGGCGAGGGCGAUCAUGAGGUUUGCUGAGAUCUACGAGAGGGUGGAGGGGGCGAAGCAGCGGCAGAUGAUGGAGCUGGAGAAGCAACGGAUGGAGUUUGCCCGGGGGCUGGAGAUCCAGCGGAUGCAGAUCUUUGUCGAUUCCCAGGUUCAGCUCGAGAAGAUCAAGCGUGCCAAGCGAGCGGAUGUUGUUGAUGAGCUUCUAUUUAUCGAUUGGAGGAGGCGCUGGUUUAGUCGAAAGCUACUUUGUUGAGGCGAAGAUUACUUGUAGUAUCAUCAGUGGAAGGAGUUGCACCAUUGCAUGGUGGCCGUCCCUGGAAGGAUGUUUAGGUUUGUGGUACUACGUUGCCAUCUACGGCCUGCACCGUGGUUGAUGGGUUGGCGCAUCAUUCCCAGUUAUUCCAGAAAGGUUUUUGUCAGCUACGGCAGCUCCUUAAAUUAUAAGAAACCAGAAGAGAAAAAACUACGUAAAUUGUAUAGCAUCACUGAUUACAAACAUCUGGUUUUUCUAUUUGUCGGUUUUAGAUCAAUGUGACUAUCAACAUAUUAGGUUAUCUAGACCAGGUCAAGUUAUUAAUCAUUUCAUCCUUUGGUAAGCUAUUGACUAUUUCAUUCUUUGCUAA
This is a messenger RNA of Elaeis guineensis (African oil palm), 1851 nucleotides long. RefSeq names its product trihelix transcription factor ENAP1. Gene Ontology annotation, cellular component: nucleus. Gene Ontology annotation, molecular function: transcription cis-regulatory region binding. Lineage: Eukaryota; Viridiplantae; Streptophyta; Magnoliopsida; Arecales; Arecaceae. The record is from RefSeq and is a predicted model, not a curated record.